Messenger RNA from Lobosporangium transversale, 787 nucleotides. RefSeq lists its product as hypothetical. The transcript has 2 exons. Lineage: Eukaryota; Fungi; Mortierellomycota; Mortierellomycetes; Mortierellales; Mortierellaceae. The record is from RefSeq and is a predicted model, not a curated record. The coding region runs from base 227 to 730 and encodes 167 amino acids.
AAGUUGGGGAGGGUACGAUGGCGUAAGCAUAGUCAAUGGGACACUGGUGCUAUUUGAUGUAUUGACCCACAAAUACAUCAAUGCCUAUUCGCCUCCACCUUCCGUGGUGAAUCACCGGAAGCCCACUCCUGGAUCCCCGACGUCAGGAUCCGGGUUAGACUCUUCUACCUCAGCAAAACCCAUUAUCAUUGGAGCGUCGUGCGCAGUAGUAAUCGUCCUCGCAGCCAUGGCUGCAGCCUUGAUAUUCUUGUCCCAAAAGCAGAAAAAACUGAAAAAUAAUAACUGCAAAGGAAUGACCGUGGGAAAAAAGGGCCACGAAAGAGAUGUUCUAGCUCGCAACCCACAGUGUCAAUCCCAGGUUCAACGCUCUCCCCAAGAAGUUCUUCCUAAGGCAGCCGCGUCUCGUGAAUGGGGUGAAAAUCAGCAUGAGGAUUCAACUAUGGAUAAUACAUCUCUCUCAAUGCAGCAAAUAGAGGAGCGUGAGAGAGAAAAGCAGAAGCUAAUGCUGGCUAUCAGAGAACAACAAGCCCUGAUUCAACAGCAUCAGAUAUUGCUUGGUCCAUCAUUGAAUUACCAUAGCCCACAAACCUACCUGACAGGAAUGCCAUCAGAGCAACAACGACAAUGGCUGCCGCAGCAACAAGGACAGUUGCCAAUAGUACACUCUUCAUUGUUUGUACCUACAAAUCCAUCGUUUCGCGACCCACAAUCGAUGCCUAGAAACUGGUAAAACAGUGCCACUAAAGCCAUCACAACAAUAAUAAAAAAAACCCCCAACAUUGCAUUC